This is a messenger RNA of Homalodisca vitripennis (glassy-winged sharpshooter), 1359 nucleotides long. RefSeq names its product unconventional prefoldin RPB5 interactor-like protein. The record is from RefSeq and is a predicted model, not a curated record. The coding region runs from base 471 to 1193 and encodes 240 amino acids. The transcript is spliced from 5 exons. Gene Ontology annotation, molecular function: phosphatase inhibitor activity; transcription corepressor activity; chromatin binding. Gene Ontology annotation, biological process: negative regulation of transcription by RNA polymerase II; negative regulation of phosphatase activity. NCBI's taxonomy places the organism in Eukaryota, Metazoa, Arthropoda, Insecta, Hemiptera, Cicadellidae.
CAAGAAAUUUUUUGUCUGAUUAAUGUUACAAAGCGGUGUGUUUAGUGUAUCUAAAGAUAUGAGGCUGAGGCUGCAUACAUUUUAUCACAUUAAUUAACUUGCCUAACGCGUGAUACUAAACUUACACCACUACUACCUAGGAAACAAAGAAAAAAAAUACCGUACCAUGAAAUCAUGCAUAUGCAUAUUGCAUGCGUUGUUUUGGUAAUAUGAAUGUUUGGGAAAGAGGUUAUGUUGUGAAGGAGAACAUGUUCGUCUUCAAAAUUUAAUAUAUUAUACUGUUUUGCGCUAUGACAGAUUUUCAAUGUGUUACUUAAUAUUAUGUGUGCGGAGUGAGUGAAAUUACAACAUUAAGCAUUAGUUGCUGUGUAAUGGUAGUUGAACCCAAGAAAGCUAGGCCUUAGUUACUGUUUGGUGGUGCUAAUCUCAAGUUUUAUAAAUAUAUAAUAGUAUACUUUAUAUUAUUCAAUAUGGCAUCAAGUAAUUCUGAAAAUAAUAUUUAUAUUAAGGAAGCAGCAUAUAAUAUUCAAUAUUUACUACAGCAGACACAUGAUCAGGCGUUGGAACGCAAUGAGUUGCAGACCAAGCGAUGGCAAGACUACCAGGAUGAUCACAAGGAGGUUAGCGAUAGGUUGCUCUCACUGAGGGAUGAAUUGACACAUACCAUCAUGGUGCCAAUUGGUAAAAAGGCUUUAAUGAGGGGAAACUUGGUUCACACUAACGAAAUCUUGGUGUGUCUUGGAGAUGGCUGGUUUGCCAAAAGGUCAGCCAAACAGGCAGCUGACAUUUGCCAGAGAAGAGUCCAACAUAGUGAGGAGAUGCUGCGGAAGCUAGAGAAGGAAAAAGAACUGUUGACCACGCGGAAAUCAUUCCCAAGUGAUAAUGAAGUAUUUGGAUCAGCUGACUGCCAAGAAAUCAUUGAACCUUACGAUGAAGAGGAAGAAAAACAGUGGAGAGAAAGACACAGACAGAAGGAGAAGGAACAUCGACAGAAACUGGCAGAGUUGAGGAAAGGUCGGAAAACUGAAGUAGAGACUGAAGACGAUCUGUGGAAACUACUCGACGCUUUGGAUCAGGAAGAAGAGUUGGAGGAUGAGCUGCACAGGAUGGGCAAAGAUGUGGAGGAAGAAUCUGAUGAAGAGUGCAGUGAUGAUGAGUCAGAGAGUGGAUCCAGUUCAGAAAAAUGGUGCUAAACAAAGUGAUACAGAGCUGGAAGUUAGUAAACCCAAAGUUCUGAAACGGAGGGUGUCAUUCAAAGAAGACAAGGAAAAUGACAGGGAAGAAGACAAGGAAAGUGAUGAAAACUGUAUGAAAAUCAUUUUUAAACACAGCGAUAAUCCUCCAGCUGUUACAUCUGAA